Hypoxylon trugodes is the source of this 1298-nucleotide messenger RNA. Its product is annotated as short-chain dehydrogenase/reductase. Bases 254 to 1231 code for a protein of 325 amino acids. NCBI's taxonomy places the organism in Eukaryota, Fungi, Ascomycota, Sordariomycetes, Xylariales, Hypoxylaceae. The transcript is spliced from 2 exons. The record is from RefSeq and is a predicted model, not a curated record.
UUCUUCGAUACAAAGCCUUAACCACCAACGGAACAGAUUUAUGGCUCGUGCGAUAUAACUUUACCUAACUACCUACCUAGGUACCUACCUAGGUAAUUGUUCAACUGCGGCACAGCAUAUUAUCAGUAAAACUGUUAGUAAUAAGAUUGACCCCCGAAGGCCGGUACUUUAUUCUCCAAGGUUUCAUUCACAAAAGACGAAGCUCAACUUCACCCUUGAAUCUUUCUUGCUCCAGUCGUUACUCAACUCCAAGAUGCCGUCGCUUAUACAGCAGUUCUGGGACGCCAGAAACCCUCCUGCUGACCCUACGCAUCUCUCCUUUGAGGGGAAGACUGUGUUAGUCACUGGGGCUAACUCGGGAAUGGGCUUCCACGCCGCAAUUAAGUACGCGCAAUUGGGGGCGUCGAAAUUGAUAUUGGUCGCGCGGUCGAAAGAAAAGGGCGAAGCGGCUAAGGCGUCGAUCAUCGAUAAAACGAAAACUAAAGCCGAUAUUACUGUGAUGGCAGUGGACUUAGAGAGGUUCGCGUCUGUGAAGGAGUUUUCUCGUCAAGUCUACGAGCAGGUUGACGACCUACACGUCGCCCUUCUCUGCGCUGGGGUGAUGAUACCGGAAUUUGCCCUUGGGCCUGAGGGUUACGAAAUAAAUUUGCAAGUUAAUGUGCUGUCAACGGCUCUCAUGGCACUUCUCCUACUUCCCAAAAUUCGAGAUACAGGGCGUCGAUCGGGAAGUCAGGACCCUGCGCAUCUCUGCAUUCUCAAUAGUAUGGCCACACAAGAGUUCGACGAGAAGUGGAUAGAACCUGGAGAAUCUUUAAUUGACCGCAUCGGCGAUUCGUCCAAAUUCGAUCAUGUUUCUCAAUACUACUUGGUUAAGCUGGCAGCGAGAUAUUUUAUACAAGGAAUAUCGAAUUCAUCCAAGGAUGACGAAACUGUCGUGAUCAAUUGUUGCUGUCCGGCUUUGAGCUGGACGAAUCUUCACCGACAUUAUGGCCUAUUCACGAAUAUAAUGUUGUACCCAUACAAACUUUUGUGCGCAAGGACUGCUGAGCAAGGAGCUCGAACAUUGGUUAGUGCUACUGGCUUAGGGCGCGAAAGUCAUGGAAAGCUCUGGCUAAAUGACGAGUUACCACCGCCAGCCAUGUUUUUCGCAACUGAACGCAGUAAUGAAUUAUAUCGUCAGACGUGUGGUGAAAUCAUGUCCAUUUUAAAGGAGAAAGCCGACUUUAACUAAGUCCAUGAAUCCGAGUUGGUCAUGUCUUGAAAAUUCUGAUGUACUUAAUAUGUGUCUGCUUAGCUAU